Messenger RNA from Populus nigra (black poplar), 1097 nucleotides. RefSeq names its product nudix hydrolase 16, mitochondrial-like. The transcript has 4 exons. NCBI's taxonomy places the organism in Eukaryota, Viridiplantae, Streptophyta, Magnoliopsida, Malpighiales, Salicaceae. The record is from RefSeq and is a predicted model, not a curated record. Gene Ontology annotation, molecular function: pyrophosphatase activity. Gene Ontology annotation, cellular component: nucleus; cytoplasm. The coding region runs from base 354 to 860 and encodes 168 amino acids.
UUUAAGGCCCUCCCCUCCUCUCUCCCCCUCUCUAAAAUCCCAAAAAACAUAACCGAGAAAAAUUCUCUCCUUCUCCUCGCAAAAAGAAACCCCAAAAGAAUUUAAAAAAAAUAUAUCCAUUGGAUCAUCUCCAUGUCUCAUUGCAUUAGCCAUCACCACCGUCAAGGACAAAACAAGAAAUGCCGGUGUCAUCAUCCCGUGCAUGCAUGAACAUUACCAGAUUUGUAGCAGCAAAGCCAAUGGAGGGCCUGAGUUCAAUUUUCUUGAUGUUGUUGAUAAUAAAGAAACAAUCUUGAUUCAUAUAGAAAAAAAAGAGGAGGGUUUUUUUUUAAGGUUUUUUUUAUAUAUAAAGUAUGUCUGAAUUGGUAGCACGUACUGGUCGACUUCAACAACGGUACGAGGGCGGUUGUCGACUUGUUGCCGGGUGUAUUCCAUAUAGAUUUAGAGAUUAUUGUGAAGAUGAUAAUGCCGAUUCGGCGAAGGUUGUUGAGCUUCUUAUGAUCAAUUCACCCAGUGGACCAGGUCUCUUGUUUCCAAAGGGGGGAUGGGAGAAUGAUGAGACUGCUGAAGAGGCUGCUGUGAGGGAAGCCAUUGAAGAAGCAGGAGUUCGAGGCGAUCUAAUGGAUUUCAUAGGGUAUUAUGAAUUUAAGAGUAAAACUCACCAAGACGAUUGUUGCCCAGAAGGUUUGUGUAAGGCUGCAAUGUAUGCUUUAUUUGUCAAGGAGGAGCUUGAGCUAUGGCCAGAGCGGAGCACAAGAACAAGAAGUUGGCUGACCAUGUCUGAAGCAGUUGAGAAUUGCAGGCAUAAAUGGAUGGAAGUGGCUUUGAAGGACUUCUCUACCUGGCGUGCAAAGAUGUAGACUGCAGGAAAAUAUCCCACCAAUCAGGAUUAUUUUCUGUAUAAAGAGAAGGUUUUAGUGUCGAGUCAAGGCAAUUUUCUUUCAACUCAUCAGUCACUAACAAUACUGGCAAUUUUCAAGAUUGCAUAGCUUCCUGUUCUUCUAUGUUUUCGAAAUUUCUUCAUUUUACUGAACUCUGAUGUAUUUUGAUUCAGAGAAUUGUCCAAAAUGUUAUAUAUUAUAGUUGUUUUAGAUGUU